This is a messenger RNA of Cajanus cajan (pigeon pea), 735 nucleotides long. The record is from RefSeq and is a predicted model, not a curated record. NCBI's taxonomy places the organism in Eukaryota, Viridiplantae, Streptophyta, Magnoliopsida, Fabales, Fabaceae.
AUGGCAAAGCUGAAAACUGGGGAAAAAUGCAUUGAAUUAUCCUCUAAAGUUUAUUGGCGAGUAAUCAAGAUUAUAACCACUCCAUCAAACAUUGGAAUUCGGUUUGGAAAUUUGUAUACCGAACAAAAUGUAGCCAUCAGUGGGACUCACACGCACGCUGGCCCUGGUGGUUACCUUCAAUAUGUGGUUUAUUCUGUGACCUCUCUGGGUUUUGUGGAACAAUCCUUUGAUGCCAUUGCUAAUGCCAUAGAACAAAGCAUUAUUCAAGCUCACAAUAACCUUAAGCCUGGUUCCAUUUUUAUGAAUAUAGGAGAUGUGAAGGACGCGGGUAUAAACAGGAGUCCGAGUGCAUAUCUGCAAAACCCUGCAGAGGAGAGAGCAAGAUAUCCCACUAAUGUUGACACACAAAUGACCCUUUUGAGGUUUAUGGAUGGAGCAAGUGGUAAAAGUAUUGGAGCAUUUAGCUGGUUUGCAACACAUGGUACCUCUAUGAGCAGAGACAACAAGCUAAUUAGCGGAGAUAACAAGGGUGUUGCUGCAAGACUUUUUGAGGAUUGGUUUGCUUCUCAAAAUAAAUCUUCAUCCUCAAACACCAAUUCCACAGAACCAGGUAUCAAAAACUUUAGGGGUAAUUACAUUUACUUCUCUUAAAGUUGAUGCUAAUUAGGUUGACACUCCAUGUUUUUAAAAUUAUAGAAAACUUCCCUUCGCUACUUCUUCAUUUUUUUAAACAUU